Molecule: messenger RNA, 1080 nt
Organism: Fusarium graminearum PH-1
Lineage: Eukaryota; Fungi; Ascomycota; Sordariomycetes; Hypocreales; Nectriaceae
Exons: 7
Coding region: 1-1080 (359 amino acids)
Source: RefSeq, a predicted model, not a curated record
AUGUCUUCUCGUAGUGACCCCGAAGCUCCUGCCCGAAACGAUGAGCAAACGCCGUUGCUCAGAGACCAGCAUAUCGAAACCGAACAAGUCGGUAAUAACGAGUCCGAGAUAGUGCCGGCGCCUACGCCUGAGAAAAGAACAAGGAGCUGGUAUGCUUGGAGGAUAUUCUGGACUAUUCUAGUGAUAGUAGUCUUGGCUGUUUUUAUCAAAGGAUGGAUUGAUUCGGAUGAGACAGAGUUUGACCUCAAGAAAGCUCUCAAGCGGGCACUGGGCGGGGGACUCAGUGGUGCUGCAGCCAUGGUAUUGCAGGUUUUACUACUAAUGCCUCUACGAACAAUCAUGAACUAUCAGUACCGUCACGGGACAUCUUUUACCAUUGCCACCAAGACUCUCUAUACUGAAGGAGGCAUUCGGCGAUAUUACCAAGGCAUUGCACCUGCGCUGUUUCAAGGACCCAUCUCAAGAUUCGGAGAUACAGCAGCCAACGCGGGAAUCCUUGCCCUUCUACAAUCAAACCCAUAUCUCAAGGACCUCCCCUCGCCUAUCAAGACCAUAUUCGCGUCUCUUUGUGCCGCAGCGUUCCGUAUGAUUCUCACUCCCAUCGACACUCUCAAGACGACCCUUCAAGCCCAAGGAGCAAGAGGCACAGCCCUUUUGCGACGGCGCAUCAAGACCAACGGAAUCGGUAGUCUGUGGUGGGGAGCCUUUGCUACCGCCGCUGCCACUUUUGUCGGCCACUACCCAUGGUUCGCUACAUACAACUACUUAUCCGAGGUCAUAACUGAGCCGUCUAGACACCCGCUUGUGUGGUGGCUGCUCCGACUCGCAUUUAUUGGCUUUUGCGCUUCGAUUGUGUCAGACUCUAUCUCUAAUUCACUGAGAGUUGUUAAGACGUACCGCCAAGUCAACGACACCAAGAUCUCAUACUCCGAAGCCGCGCGUGCCGUUGUCGUCCAAGAUGGUGUCUUUGGACUUCUAGGUCGUGGGCUGAAAACCCGCAUCUUGGCCAAUGGCCUUCAAGGAAUCCUCUUCUCUAUCCUUUGGAAACUAUUCCUUGACUUAUGGGAAAAGAGAACCUAG